CCUAGACACAACAAAAAUGGCACAGGGAUUUCAAAGCGUAUUUUCAAAGGCCCAGAGUGCAUCUGAGGUUAACGUUUUUAUUUCGACAUACUUGCAACCCAAUGAUUACUUCUCUAGAGCUUGCGGCGUGGCCAUUGAUGAAUUGGUGCGGUAUCUACAAACAAAAGUGUCCAAAAAUGUCCGUUCAGUGAUUAAGGGAGGAUCGCUGGGGAAAGGCACGGGACUGAGAGAUACGUCCGACAUAGACUGUGUGGUUUUCAUCAAUUAUGACGGAGACAUUCGGUCGUCCAUACAAGCCAUGAGUGGACCCUGGUUACAGAAAAUCAUUCAGAAGAUAAGGCAUUCCCUCGAAAAUCGGACGUCUCCAGACGAGUUCAAGGUUGUUGACGAGACGAGGCAUGCCGUGAAACUUCGAUACAAGAGGGGCUCUUUUACCUGUGACGUUGAUCUGCUACCUGCCAUAGAUAUUUUGGGGAAAGGUACCCCACAGCAAGUGUAUGAUGCAAUGGAAGCAGCUUCUGAAUCCAUGCGUGGGUACUGUUCAGCCUCAUUGGUACAGCUGCAAGUCGAAUUCGUAAAAUGUCAACAUCCGGUAGUAAAGGACUUGAUUCGAUUUGUUAAACACUGGAAAAAUGAGUACUUUAGGGGUUUUGCUCACAACGUAACGCUGCCGUCCUCCUAUCUCCUGGAACUCCUGUGUAUCAAGGUUUGGGAAAUGACUGGGAGACCCUGGUCCAUGGACAAAAGAAAAGGAUUAAAGGCCGUGAUGUGGUUACUGACUAAACCUAGUCAUCUCCUCGUGCAGUGGCAAAUGCACUAUUAUGACCACAGCAAUUGUCCACUACCUAAUACUAAUCGCUUGUCAGUUCGAGAUCCUGCCAACCCAUUUAAUGACCUGUGCAGUGGUUUCAGUAGCACCAGCUGGGAUACAAUAGAUUACGUGGUAAAACAAACUUUGAAAGCUCCUAUGUUCCAUGGUCUGCGCAUGGAUCCUCCUUGGGAUAUAUUCACAGACUAACCAUCUACAAAGUGCACCUUACCGA
Molecule: messenger RNA, 1043 nt
Organism: Lingula anatina
Lineage: Eukaryota; Metazoa; Brachiopoda; Lingulata; Lingulida; Lingulidae
Product: 2'-5'-oligoadenylate synthase 1-like
Biological process (GO): regulation of ribonuclease activity
Cellular component (GO): cytosol; membrane; nucleoplasm
Molecular function (GO): 2'-5'-oligoadenylate synthetase activity; double-stranded RNA binding
Source: RefSeq, a predicted model, not a curated record